CAUAAAACAAACUUCAUCAUACACAGUCGAUCACUCUUUUCUUUUACUCAUCAGCCUUCUACAACACAUCAAUCUAUACUUAGUAUUACACUUACUCACACAACACACAACCACAUUCACUAUGCUUUUCAAGACCGUCAUCUUCGCUACCACUGCUUCGGCAACCUGCCUUCACGGCCUCUCCAUGUUCAAGCGUGCUGAGGGUGCUGAGGGCGCUGAGGUUGCCAAAUUUGGUUAUGGUCCUACCAACGGUCCCUUCAACUGGGCUUCUCUCGCUCCCGAGAACGAGGCCUGCAAGACCGGCAAAAACCAGUCUCCCAUCGACAUUGAUGCCACCAUUGCCAAGGCUGCCUACAAGCCCCAGAUCUCUGUCCCCAAGGUCGAUCAGGUCCUCUUCGAGAACUUGGGCACGACCAUUGAGGUCGUAACCAACGGCACCACCACAAUCGGCAACGACUCGUUCCAGCUUGUCCAAUUCCACAUGCACACCCCAUCCGAGCACCACGUCCUCGGCGAGCACUACCCUCUCGAGCUCCACAUGGUGCACCAGGGUGUCGCCGACAACACCAAGCUGGCCGUUGUUGCCCUCAUGUUCGAAGUCUCCGCCGGCAGGUCCUCUUCGAUCAUCUCCUCCCUCUCUUCUUCCCUCUCCAAGAUCGCCACCCCCGGCAGCACCACCAUGAUCAAGGGCGGAAUCAACUACAGCGACGUCAUCUCCACCAUUGCGAGGUCUGACGUCCUCACCUACUCCGGUUCCCUCACCACCCCUCCUUGCGCUGAGGGCGUCACCUUCAUGAUUGUCAAGCAGCCCCUUGCCGUCAGCGUCGCCGACUACACCGCCAUCAAGAAGAUUGUCAAGUUCAACUCCCGCUUCAUCCAGAACACCCUUGGCCAGGACAACAUGCUCCAGGUCGGCGCCGCCUCUGGCACCGCCAACGCCACCAAGCCCGCUGCCCCUGCCGCCAACGCCUCCGAGGUAUGUCCAUAAACAACUGCAUCAAAAACCUGAGACCAAGCCCGCCACCGGCGCCUACAAAGCCGACAUUCGCGUCUCUGUAAACUUGCCUAACAUGCGAGGCUCCGUCCACGCCAAGCGCUCCGCCUAAGCGUCCCGCAAAACCAUCUCCAUAAUCUUUAUAUUUCCUUUAUCUCGAUCUCUCGAUCCAAUUGCGGAGUCCGC
Bipolaris sorokiniana ND90Pr is the source of this 1180-nucleotide messenger RNA. RefSeq lists its product as uncharacterized. Lineage: Eukaryota; Fungi; Ascomycota; Dothideomycetes; Pleosporales; Pleosporaceae. Gene Ontology annotation, molecular function: zinc ion binding; carbonate dehydratase activity. The coding region runs from base 122 to 988 and encodes 288 amino acids. The record is from RefSeq and is a predicted model, not a curated record. The transcript has 4 exons.